Guillardia theta CCMP2712 is the source of this 150-nucleotide messenger RNA. RefSeq lists its product as hypothetical. The annotation marks the transcript as partial. NCBI's taxonomy places the organism in Eukaryota, Cryptophyceae, Pyrenomonadales, Geminigeraceae. The transcript has a single exon. The record is from RefSeq and is a predicted model, not a curated record.
CUGGUAAAGGACGGAGGAACGUAUGCAGGGGAGUUGGAGAACGGGUUGCGACAUGGCAGAGGGAAGCAUCAUUAUGCCAACGGCGAUGUUUAUGUGGGAUGCUUCGAGAACGACAAACGUCAUGGAAUCGGCCGGCUCACGCUGGCCAAC